GAACCAUCAGUUCGUGUGCACAAACACCAUGAAUACUUUAUCGAUCGGAUUUUGUGUUUUGUUUACCGCCACCGUGGUCCUGGCUGGUGGGUACCACCACGAAGACAAUGGCCCAGCGUACUACCAAUUCGAGUACGGCGUCCACGACCCUCAUACCGGUGAUGUUAAAUCGCAGAAGGAACACAGACAUGGGAAGGAAGUGACCGGGUCGUACACUUUAAAGGAAGCUGAUGGUACCACUCGCGUGGUCAAGUACCAUGCUGGGCCGCACGGCGGGUUUAAUGCGGUGGUUGAGAGGAUUGGACACGCUGUUCAUCCGGCUCAUUAUGGACAUCAUGGGCAUGGAGGACGUGGUGGACAUGGUGGACAUGGUGGUACUAGUUACGUUGGUACCACUCAUUUUGGAUAUGGUGGACAUUAGGUUAUUUGUGGUGCCAAAGAAUAGUUGCGUUUAUUUUUGUGUUUUUUUUGUUAUCUUUUGAUUUUUUAAAAUAUAUAAAUAAUAAUAAAAUAAAUGAGAAAAUGG
Molecule: messenger RNA, 526 nt
Organism: Tribolium madens (black flour beetle)
Lineage: Eukaryota; Metazoa; Arthropoda; Insecta; Coleoptera; Tenebrionidae
Product: adult-specific cuticular protein ACP-20-like
Exons: 3
Coding region: 29-421 (130 amino acids)
Cellular component (GO): extracellular matrix
Source: RefSeq, a predicted model, not a curated record